Molecule: messenger RNA, 2838 nt
Organism: Manihot esculenta (cassava)
Lineage: Eukaryota; Viridiplantae; Streptophyta; Magnoliopsida; Malpighiales; Euphorbiaceae
Product: F-box protein SKIP14
Exons: 3
Coding region: 379-1839 (486 amino acids)
Cellular component (GO): cytoplasm
Molecular function (GO): protein binding
Source: RefSeq, a predicted model, not a curated record
CUUUACCCUCUCACUCGAUUUCCUUUACGUUCGUUUCUUGUUUCUAUUUUCUCGCGUUUUCUCGUCUCUCUUUCUCUCUCUCCCAACUCGGUCGACAGACUCCCAUCUCUUCUUGGAUCGAAUUCCCUACCAGAAAAUAUCCCCAAUCCAAACAAACUUUAAAGAGAAAAAGAAAACCCUUGUCUUCUUUUGUUUCACUUUUCCGCUUAUAAUUCCACUCUUCAAAUCCUACCCUCCUUCUUCUUCUUCGGCUUAUUCUUAUCCUUCUUCGAGGAUUCGAUACCAAGGAUAUUUGCUGGUGUUAUCUGUCGAUUGCGGUUGCGUUUCUGGGAAACCGAAUUAAGGUUUUGUUCUUCCAAUUUGUGGACUUCACAUAGAAUGGCCUUGAAUUUUUCUCAUCGACCUCUGUUUCCUGGGCAUCUUCCUGAUGACAAUUUGGUUUCCCCAAUGAGGAUUGCUAAUGGGUACCUUGUGGAGGGUCUGCCAGACAAGGCUGAGAAUUGUUUUGAUUAUGGGAGGGAUAGGACCGAUAGGUGUGGCUCACAUGAAUCAGUGCACAAGGACAUUCUUGAUCUUCUGCCAUCGGACCCCUUUGGCAUGGGCAUAAGCACUACUUUUACUGCCCUUACUGGUUGGCUUGAAGAUUUGGAGGUGGACUAUGGUGGAUAUGGUAGGGAUCAGAUUGCCACGAAUGAUGGAAAUUAUCAGUUAUUUGCUGGGUUGAAUUUUAUUUGGAAUAAUGCAAUGAGGUUCCAAGCCUUUCCUGGUAAUAUGGAGUUUGAUACUAGCCUGAAUGCAGUUGGUGGAUUUGGUGAUCGAUUUCUGGAGAAGGAAGUAGGGGGUGCAUCUGGUCAUGGUACUUUUAGGUUCUCUUGUAAUGUGGAGGACAUUUUGAGCUUAGGGAAUGAAUUAAUUUGCAAUAAAAGUGAUGGUGUUGUGGAUAAGAUAAGUGGAGAGUUUCAUGAGAGUGAUGGGGUUUGUUAUGAUAGAGAUGGAGGAGACCCUCAUGUGGCUUUUGCUUUUGCUCUUGGUUAUCUUGGUGUGCGGGAUCUUCUUGUUGUUGAAAUGGUUUGCAAAUCCUUGCGUUCUACUGUUCAGAAUGAUCCACUUUUAUGGAGGAGCAUUCACAUAGAUCAACCACUGAAUGAGAAGAUCACUGAUGAGGUCCUAUUGCAAUUAACUAAUAGGGCUCAAGGUAACUUGCGCUGCCUGAGCCUGAUCGAGUGUCCAAGGAUUACUGAUGAUGGAUUGAAGUUUGUUCUUCAAAAUAACCCUAGGUUAACCAAGCUGUGCGUGCCUGGAUGUACAAGACUCAGCAUUGAAGGCAUUGUAACCAGCUUAAAGGCAUUUAAGACUAUGGGUACUCAAGGGGUGAAGCAUUUAAGGAUUGGUGGGCUCUAUGGAGUGACAGAGAAGCAUUUUGAAGAACUGAAGUUCUUGUUGGGCACAGAUAAGUACAAGCAGCAGAAUGCCUGCAAGCCACAUUUUUAUCACAGAGGAAACUUUUAUCUUUCUUGUGAUGAUGAUCGUACUAUUGAUAUUGAAAAGUGUCCAAGAUGCCAAAACCUGAGGUUAGUAUAUGAUUGCCCUGCAGAGGAUUGUCAGAAGAAAGCACAUCCCAUUCAAGCAUGCAGGGCUUGCACACUUUGUAUACCUCGGUGUAUUCAGUGUGGCCGGUGCAUUAAUGACAAUGAAUAUGUUGAGACAUUCUGCCUUGAGUUGCUUUGUUCAGAUUGUUGGAAGCAACUCCAGAAAUGCCAGGAGAAACAAGAUAGCAGGAUUAGUCCUCCCAAGUCUCUUCUUGGUGAAUCUAGCUGCAGCCUCCGACUUCAUGGCUAGAGACAGAUAUCUGUUUAUGCCUUUGGUUCCAUUUUAUGAUUCAGAUGUGCAUAAUUGGUUUUUUAGAAUCUUAUGGAGAAAAUAUGGGGCAGCCAUCUAGUAUUAUGGUUCCCUUUCAGUUUUGUUUUGCCUUCUGGGUGUGUCGAUCAUCUGAGAUGAAGCUAUUGGCAGAUUUGAAGAUUGUCUUGGAUGCAGAUCAGAUUUACUGCCCAAAUUUAUUGCUUUGUGGGGGAAAAAAGGAUCGAAAAAAAAAGAGGAAAUAACAAAAAUUGGAAAAAAAAAACACAGAAAGCAAGGAUAUGGUUUCAGAGUCAUUUCACUAGCUAUGCACGGGUUGUUCACAGUGAAGGAUCUUAUAUUCUGGUUUUCUUUUAUUUGGCAUGUGGCCUAACAGAAGUCUGAUGGAGAAGGCAUUCCUUUGCCUGUGGUGUGCGCAACUGGCAUUUUUAUCGGUAUGGAAGUGGGGUAUUUUGGCCGUGACAGGAGUUCCUUGUCAUCAGCGGCAGAAAGCGGCUUGUCCGGUGUACAUUUUGUAUAUGAGUAAUUCUUGCUGUGAAAGUGAAUCUUAAUGUACGAGAUCUUCAUUGCUUGAGGAGGUGCGUCAAUUAAUUUUCCUGCUGUGAAGCGGAUAUGUGAUGUGGGCUCUUCUAAAACUAGUAUUGUUGUGGUGCAUGGUUGUGGAUGGAGCCACUGAUUUCGCCGGAGCUCUCCAUUUUUAGCUGUGGGAGUUGCAGAUCCAUAUACUUCCGAUGAUCAUGGAUUUGUUUCACUUAUGAUCUCAUUGCUGGGUUCUGGCUUGCUUCUUGAAUUGCAGAGGCACAAUCUGUUUUUGGCGGCCGUGGUGGGGUUUGUAACAUCCAUUAGUAGUAUGGGUUUUGUAUUUUGUGUCUUCCAUACGAGGAAGUGUUGUGGGCCUCAUUUUGGGCAUCCGACUCUGUUAUUUCUGUUUUAAAUGGAAAAGAAAAAAAAAAGGAAGAAAGAAAUUGGAAUUUAUGUGAA